Messenger RNA from Pantherophis guttatus, 1826 nucleotides. RefSeq names its product chaperonin containing TCP1 subunit 7 (gene CCT7). Lineage: Eukaryota; Metazoa; Chordata; Lepidosauria; Squamata; Colubridae. Gene Ontology annotation, biological process: protein folding. Gene Ontology annotation, molecular function: ATP binding; ATP-dependent protein folding chaperone; ATP hydrolysis activity. The record is from RefSeq and is a predicted model, not a curated record.
GAAACGUCCCUUGGAAAGCCCCGCCCUUCCGCUCGGCCCCGCCCACGCGAAGUUUCUAGGCGAGCGCGGUGCAUUCUGGAGAGGAGACGGUUUGAGCAGGGCCGCCGCCAAGAUGAUGCCCACCCCUGUCAUCCUGCUGAAGGAAGGCACCGAUACUUCUCAAGGGAUCCCGCAGCUGGUUAAUAACAUCAGCGCUUGCCAGGUGAUCGCGGAAGCCGUCCGGACUACGCUGGGCCCUCGGGGCAUGGACAAACUCAUUGUGGACGACAGAGGCAAAGCCACGAUCUCCAACGACGGUGCCACCAUCCUGAAGCUUCUGGACGUGGUCCACCCUGCGGCCAAGACGCUGGUAGACAUCGCCAAGUCCCAGGAUGCGGAGGUUGGGGACGGCACCACGUCGGUGACACUCCUGGCUGCCGAAUUCCUGAAGCAAAUCAAGCCCUACGUGGAAGAAGGCCUCCACCCCCAGAUCAUCAUCCGUGCCUUCCGCGUGGCAACCCAGCUGGCAGUGGAGAAGAUCCGGAAGAUUGCGGUCACCAUCAAGAAGACAGAUCCAGCAGAGAUGAGAGACCUGCUGGAGAAGUGCGCCAGCACCGCGUUGAGCUCCAAGCUGAUUUCCCAUCAGAAGGACUUCUUCGGCAAGAUGGUGGUGGACGCCGUCAUGAUGCUGGACGAGCUGCUGCAGAUCAAAAUGAUCGGCAUCAAGAAAGUGCAGGGCGGAGCUUUGGAGGAUUCCCAGCUGGUGGCCGGCGUGGCCUUCAAGAAAACCUUCUCCUACGCCGGCUUUGAGAUGCAACCGAAGAAGUACGAGUCGCCCAAGAUCGCCCUGCUCAACAUUGAGUUGGAGCUCAAAGCCGAGAGGGACAACGCGGAAGUCAGAGUCCAAAAUGUGGCGGAGUACCAGGCCAUCGUGGACGCCGAGUGGAACAUCUUGUACGACAAGCUGGACAAACUCCACAAAUCCGGAGCCAAAGUCAUCCUCUCCAAGCUGCCCAUCGGGGACGUGGCUACUCAGUACUUUGCGGACAGGGACAUGUUCUGCGCCGGCCGAGUCCCCGAAGAAGACCUGAAGAGGACCAUGAUGGCCUGCGGGGGAUCCAUUCAAAGCAGCGCAAACGCACUCACGGACGACGUCCUCGGACGCUGCGCCGUCUUUGAAGAGGCCCAGAUUGGAGGAGACAGGUACAACUUCUUCACAGGUUGCCCCAAGGCCAAAACCUGCACGAUCAUCCUGCGAGGCGGCGCAGAGCAGUUCAUGGAAGAGACGGAACGUUCCCUGCACGAUGCCAUCAUGAUCGUUCGACGGGCGAUCAAGCACGAUUCCGUAGUCGCCGGUGGCGGAGCUAUAGAAAUGGAAAUCUCCAAAUACCUGCGAGAUUAUUCCAGAACCAUUCCGGGCAAGCAGCAGCUGCUGAUCGGAGCGUACGCUAAAGCCCUGGAGAUUAUUCCACGCCAACUUUGCGACAACGCCGGCUUCGACGCCACCAACAUCCUCAACCAGCUCCGAGCCAAACACGCCCAGGGGGGCACCUGGUACGGCGUAGACGUGAACAACGAAGACAUCGCCGACAACUUCGCCGCCUGCGUGUGGGAACCGGCCAUCGUGCGCAUCAACGCCCUGACGGCCGCCUCCGAGGCCGCCUGCCUCAUCGUCUCCGUGGACGAAACCAUCAAGAACCCCCGCUCCACCGUGGACGCCCCUCCCGUAGGCCGGGGCCGAGGGCGCGGCCGGCCACACAACCACUGAAAGCCAGGCUUAUGUCAUGGGUGUGAGAGGCGGGGGGGGACGACAAUGACAGCCAGCCCCCCCCGCCCCCCCCCCCCCC